GGAAGCGCUGCCGGGUGAUGGCCUCUGAGGACGAGGCAGGGGAGGUGGGUGGCGGGCUUUGCCCAGGGCUUGGGGAUAAGGGUGUCCGCGGCUAGACGUUUGGCCCACACUUACAGGCGAUGCCAGGGAGGGAGGCGCACGAACCGUGGGAUCCGGCGGCAGUGAGGGGAAUCGGCCCCGGCCGCCCCGCCUCUAGCCCGUCCUCUCCGCGGCAGGUGCCGGUGGACAGCGCGGAGGAGGGGGAGCGGCCCCUCGCAGGGGCCGUGGAUCUGGCCGCCCAGAAGCGUGAACAGAGGCUGCGCAAGUUCCGGGAGCUGCACCUGAAGCGGAAUGAAGCUCGAAAGUUAAACCACCAGGAAGUUGUGGAGGAAGAUAAAAGACUUAAAUUACCCGCAAACUGGGAGGCUAAAAAAGCUCGUCUGGAAUGGGAGCUGCAGGAAGAAGAAAAGAAAAAAGAAUGUGCGGCAAGAGGGGAGGACUAUGAGAAAGUGAAGCUGCUGGAGAUCAGUGCAGAAGAUGCAGAAAGAUGGGAGAGGAAGAAGAGGAGGAAAAACCCUGACCUGGGAUUCUCAGAUUAUGCUGCCGCCCAGUUACGCCAGUAUCAUCGGCUGACCAAGCAGAUCAAACCUAACAUGGAAACUUAUGAAAGACUGAGAGAAAAACAUGGAGAGGAGUUCUACCCAACAUCCAGCAGUCUUCUUCAUGGAACCCAUGUGCCCUCCACAGAGGAAAUUGAUAGGAUGGUCAUAGACUUGGAAAAGCAAAUUGAAAAACGAGACAAGUAUAGUCGGAGACGUCCUUAUAAUGAUGAUGCAGAUAUUGACUACAUUAAUGAAAGGAAUGCCAAAUUCAACAAGAAGGCAGAAAGGUUCUAUGGGAAAUAUACAGCUGAAAUUAAACAGAAUUUAGAGAGGGGAACAGCAGUCUAAUCUCCUUUGGGAACUCUUUCGACUGCCAAAUUCUAACUAAACCAGGACUAUUACCUUUCCUUUUUUAAAUUGUUAAGUGUUUUAUGACUAUGUAUUUUCAUGCUUAUAUAUUUAUUAUUCACUCAUUUCAGAGACAAAACGUUCUGUAUUUUUGUUCAGUGUGUGCACUUCAUGUGUGUACCCUACUGGGCUUAACACUACUAGCUACAAACAUAUGUCAUCAUCAUCCUUACAUUUGUCACGUUUGCCUUGAACUAGAGUUGAACUUGGGAGCUUCACAGAAUGCUAAACUGGGACUAAUUUUUCUUGUAAGCUAUGGUGGGUGGUGAAAGGAAGGGGAUAUUGGCUACUGGAAAUUCCCCCUGGCCCACCCUCUCCAGAAGUAGUCACAAUUAACAGGUGCUAGCCUAUCCCAUGCUCUAGCCCAGGGCCCAGGUACAUUUAUGGGGCAAGCACAGAAAGUAGGAAAACUGAUCCUCUAAUGACAUUUUGUAUAUACACCAUUUUUAAAAGCAAAUUUCCCUCGGAAGAAAGUAAAUUAAAACAUUUGGUCAAAGUAUUAUUAAAACUUACAUAAUACAAACUUUUUUUUUAAAAACCUAAUUGAAAUUUUAACCUCAUUUCAACUGUAACUGAGAAAUGAGGGCAUGUAGUUUGAGUAGUAGUUAUGGGAAAUAUAGGGCAAAAACCUGAAAGUCAGGAGUAUCUCAUAAAAGUAAAGGUUAUUUGUGCCAUUUUAUAUGAAAAAAGAGUAGGACUGGUAUCCGUUAAGUUGGGCACACCAAUAGCUCUCAUUUAGUGAAUGAUGGACUGAUUAAGAUGGUAAUGUGCUAUUAAUGAUUCAAUGUACUAUGAAUAAGGAAACUUUUAAUGUUGUACAUUCACAUGUAGAAUGAGGUAGAUCUAUAUGUACUAACAUGAAAAGAUGCUCAUACCCAAGCAGUUUGUGUAAGGCAUUACAAAAAAUCCAGAAUGUACUUCAUACCAUGUAUGACUGCCUCUGUGGAAUGGAAACAGAAGUUUGACUUCCUU
Enhydra lutris kenyoni (northern sea otter) is the source of this 1961-nucleotide messenger RNA. RefSeq names its product pre-mRNA-splicing factor SYF2-like. The transcript has 6 exons. Bases 120 to 929 code for a protein of 269 amino acids. NCBI's taxonomy places the organism in Eukaryota, Metazoa, Chordata, Mammalia, Carnivora, Mustelidae. The record is from RefSeq and is a predicted model, not a curated record. Gene Ontology annotation, cellular component: Prp19 complex; catalytic step 2 spliceosome; post-mRNA release spliceosomal complex.